Messenger RNA from Brassica napus (rape), 1504 nucleotides. RefSeq names its product transcription factor MYB62. Gene Ontology annotation, molecular function: sequence-specific DNA binding; DNA-binding transcription factor activity. The coding region runs from base 489 to 1349 and encodes 286 amino acids. The record is from RefSeq and is a predicted model, not a curated record. Gene Ontology annotation, cellular component: nucleus. The transcript is spliced from 3 exons. Gene Ontology annotation, biological process: regulation of DNA-templated transcription. NCBI's taxonomy places the organism in Eukaryota, Viridiplantae, Streptophyta, Magnoliopsida, Brassicales, Brassicaceae.
UAAAAUAACUAAAUCUUAUUGGUUGGAUGAACCUGUAAAUUCACCUAGGGGUGAAUCUCUAAAUUCACCUAAAGGGUGAACCUAAGAAUUUCUCGAACAAAUUUGUUCCUCACUAAAAUUGAUAAAGAAUAAUUUUUUUUUCACUCCUAUAAUUUUAUUUUUCUGUAUUUUUUUUCUGUUCAUUCCUAAUGUUCCUGUAAUGGUCAGCAAUUAGAUUCUAACUGGUUUAACUUAGGUGUAUAAAAAAAAAGGAAUAAAUAAUGUAUAAACGAAAAGUAUGAACAUUAUCCAAUAACACGGGUCUAUAAAUUCUCCCACAACCACUAAAUUCACUCUCACUUCUAUCAAACGCCUCUUGGUCCUUUGGUCUUUUUAUUCAUCACCAUCUCUCUCUUAGUCUCUUCUUCUCAUUUCUCUCGCUCUCUCUUAUACAUACACACAAACAAAGCUAAUGGACUGAAAUAUAUAAUAAUAAAAAGGAACAAAUAAUGUCAAAUAUAAUGAAGAAGAGGUGUAAUGAAAAUGAAGAGAGCGCAGAGCAGAGAAAAGGGCCUUGGACGCUUGAGGAAGACACUCUUCUCACUAAUUACAUUGCCCAUAACGGUGAAGGCCGAUGGAAUCUGCUCGCCAAAUCUUCUGGGCUAAAGAGAAAAGGAAAAAGUUGCAGAUUACGAUGGUUGAAUUACCUUAAACCCGACAUAAAGCGGGGGAAUCUCACUCCUCAAGAACAACUCUUAAUCCUCGAACUUCACUGUAAAUGGGGUAAUAGGUGGUCAAAAAUUGCGCAGUAUUUACCGGGAAGAACGGACAACGAGAUCAAAAACUAUUGGAGGACUAGAGUGCAGAAACAAGCACGCCAGCUCAAUAUUGAUUCCAGCAGCCACCAGUUCUUGGAAGUUGUCCGUAGUUUCUGGGUUCCAAGAUUGAUCCACAAGAUGAAAGAUUACUCAAACACCAACAGUAAAGCUCCUCCUACGGAUUCACUUGGACCCGUCGUACAAGACAAUAAUUUCUCACAUAAUUCGGGUUUAAACAACAUAGAUUGUUCCACUUCCAUGUCUCAAGAUCUGGCGAAAAUUUCACAGUUAAUGGAUUUGUCUGAUCUUGAAACCACUAAUUCAAUGUGCUUGGAAGGAUCACGAGGGAGUAGUAAUCAAUAUGUGAACGAAGAUCAUAGGUGCUUAGAGGAGGAGUACAUAGUGACCACCAUGGGUAAUUCAGACAUUUUACCAUUGCAGGAUUGUCAUGUAGGAGUAGCAUAUUCGACUUACGAGGAGGAUGUAACACAAGAUCCAAUGUGGAACAUGGAUGAUAUUUGGCAGUUUGAGGAGUACGCACCUUUUAAUUAGGUUGUGGAACCCAUUGAAAUGGAUGUUCUUACAACCUCCAAGGAGUUUCUAAGUAUUGUAUCAUCUUUUUUGGCUUGUUGUAGUUUAUAGUUAAAUCUUGAUUAAUUGAUAUAAAGUUCAAAGAAGGUUAAUAAAAAACUGUUACGUAACAUUAA